Molecule: messenger RNA, 3110 nt
Organism: Rhizophagus irregularis DAOM 181602=DAOM 197198
Lineage: Eukaryota; Fungi; Glomeromycota; Glomeromycetes; Glomerales; Glomeraceae
Source: RefSeq, a predicted model, not a curated record
UACCAAAAUGUAACGUAGUACGGCAUCAAAUGACUUUAAUUACAUGGACAUCUUUUGACAUACAUCUUUGUUGAUAAAUUUGAACUCGUUAGGAUACCGGAUAAAAUUUUUAGAAUAGUUACUGAAAAUUUAUCCUAGAAUUCAAAUUAAUGUCGGACGUUCUAGUUCUAAGCGCCCAAAUUGUUCGUGGACUUAAUGAUAAAGCAUAUGAAAAACGUAAAGCCGCUGCAUUAGAAGUUGAAAAGCUUAUUCGUGAAUACUCUGCGAGCAAAGAAACCGAAAGAGUUCGAGCAAUUCUAGAUAAACUCGUUCAAGAUUUUGCGUAUUCAGUAAAUGCUAAUGCACGCAAUGGAGGAUUAAUUGGUUUGGCAGCCGCGUCUAUUGCUCUAGGCCCUGACGUAGCUGCAUAUUUGGAUGAUAUUGUUCCUCCAGUUCUCGCUUGCUUCGCAGAUCAAGAUUCUCGUGUCAGAUAUUAUGCUUGUGAAAGCAUGUAUAAUAUUGCGAAAGUGUCAAAAGGAGAAAUAUUGCGAUAUUUCAAUGAAGUAUUUGAUGCGAUGAGCAAGCUAGCUGCGGAUUCUGAACUUUCUGUUAAAAAUGGUGCUGAACUUCUGGAUAGAUUAAUUAAAGAUAUUGUGGCGGAACAGUCUACUACAUAUGUAUCUAUCUUAGCUCAUCCUCCUCUGUCACACGAUGACUCAAUGGGACCAGUUUCAAUGCCACGUACAACUGCUUUCUCAUUACCUAGAUUUAUUCCUUUACUUUCCGAACGUAUCCGAGCGAAAAAUCCAUUUACACGUAAUUUCCUGGUAUCGUGGAUUACUGUACUGGACUCAAUACCGGAUCUUGAACUAGUAUCAUUUUUGCCGGACUUCUUGGAUGGUCUUUUGCAAUUUUUAAGUGAUCCAAAUGAUGUUAGAUAUGCGACUUCAUCAGUACUUGCAAAUUUCUUAGCUGAGAUACGUAUAACAGUCGAAGUUAAAGAACAACAAAAACAGCAAUCAAUGAAAACUUAUUUUCUUGAACAACAAAAACUAUCUGAAACUGCUAGUGACGCAGGUGAAAGUAUAAAAGAUGGUGAUGGCGAUGACGCUACACUAGUGAAAUCAUCUAUUAAUUCAGCUGAUGGAGAUGUUAACUGGGAUGCAGUUUCGAUAAGUGAAACAGAGGGAAAGGGCAAAGGUUCAUGGGUUCCUGGCCAAGGAGUUGUCAUUAGUUAUACUCGAAUUGUUGAAAUUUUAAUGCCUCAUUUGUCUUCUCAUGAGGAAGAGAUUCAGGCAACUGCAUUAAAAUGGAUAAACGAAUUUAUAACACUCGCCAAAGAUGUCAUAAUUGCCUUUACACCACAACUGAUAAGCGCUGUCCUACCUUCGUUAGCCCAUUUAGUAGUACCUAUCAGAAAUGUUGCAGUGGAAGUGAAUCGGAACCUAUACAAAUUGAUUCUUGAAACUCCAACCAAUACUAAUCCAUCCCUACAACCACCUCCAUACUCUUCUGCACAUUUAUCAUCUGUUUCGCCCGUGGAUUCUUCCGUUCUUUUAUCGCAUAUGGGAAACAAUAAAGAAACCAAUAGUAUUAAUACACUACCUUUAAUUUAUGAACAGGCAGAUCCAUUUGAUUAUCAGGAAACUGUUAAAGCUUUGGUACAUCAAUUUAAAAAUGAUCAUGAAGAAACAAGGGUGGCCAGUUUGGAUUGGCUAUUAAUGUUGCAUAAGAAAGCACCCAAAAAGAUUCUUGCAAUUGAUGAUGGUACUUUUCCAGUACUGUUGAAGACUCUCUCAGAUCAAUCAGAGGAGGUCGUAAAACGCGAUCUUCAACUUCUUGCACAAUUAUCUUCUAGUUCAGAAGAUGAAUUCUUUACUCGUUUUAUGGUCGAUUUGUUGAAAUUGUUUAGUACUGAUCGACGGCUAUUAGAAUCAAGAGGUAGCUUGAUUAUACGACAUUUAUGUUCGAGUCUUAAUUCAGAAAGAAUUUAUCGCACCUUUGCGGAAAUAUUGGAAAGGGAGGAGGACAUAGAGUUUGCCUCCAAUAUGGUACAAAAUCUUAACAGUAUUCUUAUUACCACUCCUGAACUUUCUGAUUUGCGAAAAAGACUUAAAAAUCUUGAAACAAAAGACGGACAAAUGUUGUUUACUGCUUUGUACAAAUCCUGGUGCCAUAAUCCUGUUUCUACAUUUUCACUAUGUUUACUAGCACAGGCUUAUGAACAUGCGGCAAAUUUGUUACAAAGUUUUGCCGAUUUGGAUAUAACUGUAAAUCUCCUUAUUCAGAUCGACAAACUUGUCCAAUUGAUAGAAUCGCCAGUAUUCACCUAUCUUCGUUUACAACUUCUUGAACCAGAAAAAUAUCCGUAUCUUUUCAAAUGUCUUUAUGGUUUAUUAAUGCUUUUACCACAGAGUAGUGCUUUUGCCAGUUUAAAGAAUCGACUGACUAGUGUUUCAUCAAUGGGAUUCUUACAUUUGAUACCAAAAAGUGCACACACGACGGAUAUCAGAAGGCCAAAAGGAGUACCCACAAAGGAAGAUGGUAUAAAAUUCCAAGAGCUUCUAACUCAUUUUAGAGCUGUACAGACGAAACAUGAAAAGACACGCAAACAAUCUCUUCAAUCCCUCGGGCGUUCAAACAGUCAGUUGAACCGAAAUCGACAUGGUCGAAAUCGUGAUCGAGAUAAAUCAACAUUUCCCUCAUCAAAUCUGUCACCAUCAACACAUUUAUCUACAAACAAGCAUAUUGGAAGUAAUGCACAAUCGCCUCCUCAUAGUAGUGAUCAUAAAGGAGGAUCUGGUACUAGUGGUAGUACCUCCAGUGGGAUAAUAUCAACGAGUCAGCCUAAAAGGAGGCUGAGUGCCGCAAGUAAUGCUAGUGCAACUAGCGAUCACGGCGGAAAUUCUAGUUCUCGACCACAAAGUCCUCCUAUUAAUAGUAGUAAACGCGGAAUCGUAUACAGGAAAUAAUAUUUUUAUUUUUUAUGUUCCGAAAAACAUUAUUAAAUAUAUCAAGCGUAAGCCCUUCAUUAUUAAUAUAUAGUAUAAUUUGACGUGAUUUUAAUUAUAUAUGUUAUCAAUUAUUUAAACUUCAAUUGUACAUUAAUUAUUAUUUUUGAGUUAUGUUGA